Molecule: messenger RNA, 813 nt
Organism: Solanum pennellii
Lineage: Eukaryota; Viridiplantae; Streptophyta; Magnoliopsida; Solanales; Solanaceae
Product: cytochrome c oxidase copper chaperone 2-like
Exons: 3
Coding region: 287-553 (88 amino acids)
Cellular component (GO): mitochondrial intermembrane space
Molecular function (GO): copper chaperone activity; copper ion binding
Source: RefSeq, a predicted model, not a curated record
ACGUAGCAAGGAAUUUGUCCACAUAAACCUUUCAUAAACCCUCUCUUCUCCGAGAAGAAGAAGAAAAAAACGAACUAAAAGUUUGUAGGUUAUCAUCAGUACUUUAGAUAGUGACCAUUUUUUACUGCAUUGCUGGAAAUGAAAGAGGCUGAACAAGAAGUCCUUGGAAACUUUGGAACGUUAUACCACACGUCAUCUGGUGGACUGUUGGCUGGAAAGGAACAGUAGAAUUUUUCGAGGCUAAAGACGUAGAUAAUUGGCCUUCAACAGAGAUCCUUCUUUGAGAAUGGGUGGUGCUUCAUCGCAACUGGGGGAUGGACUAUCAAAAGAGAACACUUCAACAACCACAUCUUUGUCUCAACUUCCAAAAGAUGAAAAGUCAGCCCCCGCUACAGUCCCUGCAGAUUCAAAGCCAAAGAAGAAGAUCUGUUGUGCUUGUCCAGAGACUAAGAAGGUGAGAGAUGAAUGCAUUGUUGAACACGGUGAAUCAGCUUGUGAGAAAUGGAUCGAAGCUCAUCUUAAAUGCCUUCGAGCUGAAGGCUUCAACGUCUGAAACUGGUUACAGAACUAAUUCUCUAAAAAAAGAAGAAAGCUAAUAUACUUAUGUAGAAUGUCCAAUACAUGUUGUCAUUACGAAAAUUUAUUAGCUAUUUCUUACUGAUCAAAUAUACAAAAACAUUGUUUUUACAUAUUCAGAAUAAACAGGGCAUAGUUUUUUUUUAGAAACAAAUUGCUUUCGUUUUUAUAUCUUUCAUGUUGUAUAACAGUCUUUCGCUUUUACUGUUUUACUUGUAUCUCUUGUUAUCUCUGUCA